GCUCAGCUGUUGCGGGGCGGGGCCUUCGCAGAGCAUGGCGGCGGGCGAGCUUGAGGGUGGCAAGACCCUGAGCGGGCUGCUGAAUGCGCUGGCCCAGGACACUUUCCACGGGUACCCCGGCAUCACAGAGGAGCUGCUACGGAGCCAGCUAUAUCCAGAGGUGGCACCCGAGGAGUUCCGCCCCUUUCUGGCAAAGAUGAGGGGGAUUCUUAAGUCUAUUGCGUCUGCAGACAUGGAUUUCAACCAGCUGGAGGCAUUCUUGACUGCUCAAACCAAAAAGCAAGGUGGGAUCACAUCUGACCAAGCUGCUGUCAUUUCCAAAUUCUGGAAGAGCCACAAGACAAAAAUCCGUGAGAGCCUCAUGAACCAGAGCCGCUGGAAUAGCGGGCUUCGGGGCCUGAGCUGGAGAGUUGAUGGCAAGUCUCAGUCAAGGCACUCAGCUCAAAUACACACACCUGUUGCCAUUAUAGAGCUGGAAUUAGGCAAAUAUGGACAGCCCGCUGUCAGUAAGAAGUAGCAAGAAGUAAAUUGGCAGAAAAGCUAUUAUAAGCAAAAGGAAGAUUCACUUAGCUAGUGAUUCAAAGCAUCACUAUAUGUCAAACUCACCUGAGGAGCUUAAAAAGAAAUUAAGAUGCCCAGACCCCAUCUCAAAGUAAGUGGCUUUACUUUAAUUUGAGUGAAGGAAGAUUUCUUCUCUGAGGUGAGCUGAGCUUUGAAUGACAAGAAGGAGGCAGCCCCAGGAAGAUCUGGGGGCACAAAAUACAGGCAGAGGGAGCAACCAAGGCAAGAAAUUAGCCUUGUUAAGAAUUUUAAGUGUAAUGGGAAGCCAUUAGAGGGUUUUAAACAAGGAAAGAUGUGAUGUGACUUAUAUUCUAAUAGGAUUGCCGUGAUUCACCUAUGGAGAAUGGAUUUCUGGGAUCUCAGUACUGGGAUACUGAGAUCCCAGGGGGAAAAUAUCACUAAGGUUGGAAUUGCUUUUCUGAACAUUAAAAGCAAUUCUCUUUUUCCUUGAAACCUCCAUGUGAUGUUAAUUAGGUAAAUGGGAUUUCAAGGAAAAACAAAAUACAAAACAACAAAAAGAAAAACUGUUAUCCUUCAUUCUCUUAAUAAGAUGAGGUAUUCAGAAAUGAAUGGAGCCAAUAUUAAUAUUCCACUCCAAAAAAUAGUAGAAAUGAGUUUACAUGGACUUCUCACAAUCUCCAUUCCACAUUUCCAUCUCUGUUUCUCAUUUAUGACAGGUCCCUUCCUUUAAAAACUUUUUUUAUUAUAAUAUGUUCCAAAACUUGUUUGUCAAACCUAGGGAUAACUAAUAAAAAUCAGUAUUGUAGGGGGAAAAAAAGUGAAAGCAGGAGGCCACUUACUGGGCUCUCACAGUGGUCCAGGUGAGAUAACAGCAUGGAAAUAGAGGUAAUUUUAAGGAAGUGAAGUGAGCAGGUAGAGUGUAUGUUUUGAAUAUGGGUGAGUUGCUUUGAGUUGACUUGGAAGGGAUGUAGAGAAUGAGAGAAAGUGAGGAAUUGGGGGUAACACCUUGUUUUUUCUUGUAAGACUAUGUUAGCAUAAUUUGGUAAUUCUAGUCAUUGUUAAACAGUCUUAUUGCAGUGUUGACUGUCUAAUAUACAACUUGAGUUUUCUGGUAGCUAUAAUUACCCCUUCCACUUGGGGAAAAAUAUAAAAGAAAUCAUUUAACAUUUGGCAGUUAAGAAAAUGUUGUUUGUGCUGAAGUAAUUUUAUUUUUAAAACUCUCAACUUACAGAGAGAUGCACUUCAGAUUACUGAACAUUAAUUUUUUAUAGACUUUAAAAGAAAAUCAUUGUUUCUUAUGAUGUGCCCUUUCUUAUGUAUACUAUACCCAAUAAAAUGAUUUAAAGAGGAGGAGAGAAGAAGAUGAAUGUCUUUGCAGAUUCAUUGACCCUGUGAGAAUAGGGCUUUGGCACUGCUGAAGUCCUCAGCCUCUGACUAGUAGCUUGCCAGCACGCAGCCCCUGGUGUUGGACUUCUUUCAGCUGUUCAGGCUGUCUGUUUCUAUUCUUGCAGACAGAUGGGGUGCUUGAGAGGAAGCCAGGAAGCCAAGCCUUAAGAGGACUUGGAAGCAAUUUUUGGAUAUAAAUCCCUUGUCCUAAACUCAGGGCAACAGUGUAUCCUGCCCAGCAGUGUUGAACUGCCUGUGUUUGUCUAGUAUGUGUGUACUGGCUGGUUGGCUCUGGGCUUCAUUCCAUGUAUGCCACUGCUCUAUUGCCAAGAUAAAUGUAGAAGGCCUCUGGCCCAAGCCCUUCCUUAGUACUU
Pan troglodytes (chimpanzee) is the source of this 2282-nucleotide messenger RNA. It is a transcript of the gene COMMD1, whose product is annotated as copper metabolism domain containing 1. NCBI's taxonomy places the organism in Eukaryota, Metazoa, Chordata, Mammalia, Primates, Hominidae. Gene Ontology annotation, biological process: copper ion homeostasis; negative regulation of protein localization to cell surface; negative regulation of sodium ion transmembrane transport. Gene Ontology annotation, cellular component: endosome. The coding region runs from base 35 to 517 and encodes 160 amino acids. The record is from RefSeq and is a predicted model, not a curated record. The transcript is spliced from 3 exons.